AUGGCAAUGUAUUUCAAAGACCUUCCUUCUCUGGCAUUCAGAGAUGCUCAAAGGAACACGAUACGAUAUCGUAAAGUGGAUUCUGGAUGCACUGAUGAGCGCGUAUAUAGUGAUUAUACAUGCAAGGAUUACUGUCCUGAUGUUUUCAGACGAAUACAAGAGCUCAGAAAUAUUCAUCACUCUGACUACAUGAUGUCGAUACGUUCAUAUUGGACCUUAAGGGAGAUAUUGUCAGCAGGAAAGGAUACUCGUUCGAUCCCUGUUGGCACUGAUGACCGCCUUAUGAUAGGAAUCGUGCCAAAAUCUGAAAAGAAGGCAAUGCUGCAUAUGCUUCCAAGCUACUGUUUCCAUCUUGAAACGAACCGUGAUUCACUGCUAAGCAUGUUAUAUGGAAUUCACUAUAUAAAGCCAGUUGGUGGUCCUACGGUUUACUUUGCCGUCCAUUCCAGAGUUAUUCCGUCAGACGCUAACAUACUCGGGGUUUAUGAUCUGAAAGGCUCAUGGAAAGGACGAAAAAUAAACAAAUCAAGAGUCAAAGAUAACAUCAUAUUAAAGGAUAUGGACUUUAGUUUUCGUUUUUAUUUAGAUCCAUUGAUCCAAGAAAAACUCUUAGGGCAAAUCAAGCAUGAUUGUGAGUUUUUGGAAGCUCAGGGUAUAAUGGACUACAGUUUUUUGAUUGGUAUAGCUUUGCCACCUCAAGAUUCAGCUGAUAGCAGAAGUUCCUAUAGCGAAGAGACAUCCUCACGCUGCUCUCCUACGAAUUCGGAUGAUGGCAGAAAUUCCAAUGGCCAGGAUACUGGUUCUGGAGAUUGUUCUUCUGUGAAUUCAGUUGAUAGCAGAAGUUUUGAUAGCGAGAGAAUCUCAAGUUGCUCUUCAGAAGAAGUUGAGGCGACAAAGUCGAUUUAUUCUGACAUUAGCCAAGAGCCUGAUAGUCCUAAAUUUAGAUUAGGUGUGAGAAUGCCAGCACGUACCAUCCGAUCAAAACUGAUUAAAGAAGGACAUGCGUCUUCUACUCGAAGUGCCAGAGGACUGGAGUGCACCGAUGUUGUGUUAUAUUUCUCAAUAGUUGAUAUAUUUCAGAAUUACAAUCUGACUAAGCGCCUUGAACAUGCUUACAAGUCAAUCAAGUACGAUUCCAAGUCAAUCGUUACAGUGAAUCCCAAAGCAUAUUCUUCUCGCUUCCAAGAUUUUAUGAGCCUAAUUUUUCAUGUGAACGACUGA
This is a messenger RNA of Dovyalis caffra, 1221 nucleotides long. The record is from the annotation of a GenBank genome assembly. Lineage: Eukaryota; Viridiplantae; Streptophyta; Magnoliopsida; Malpighiales; Salicaceae.